AUGCCGCAGCGGAUCGUGUCCGAGCUGCAGGUGCUUGUGGCUGAAACUCGCCGCAAGUAUCCUGAAGUGCGAGCUUCUGCUGAAAAAGUACUACACCAGCUGCAAUCUGACACGGAUGGGACCAUCGUUGCAUUGCGACAGUGCCAAGAUGUGUCUGAUCAUCCGCUCGUCCAGCCCAUCGUGCAAGCGUGUGAAACGCGCUCUCCCAAAGUCAUACAAAUUGCGCUGUCACUUCUUCAUCGAGGGAUCAUGCUCCGUGCUAUCCCAGAAGCGUCCCUUGUGCUGUUUGUGGACACGCUGCACACGCUGCUCACAGCUCCAGGGCGUGCGGAUGUGGACGUCCAACUAAAGAUUCUCCAGACAGUCUCUGCCUUGCUGCUAAACUACGAAUGUGUGACAUCCAAGCUUCUUUCUCGUGCGCUCAUGCUCUGCUUCUCCUUGUACGAGCAUUCGCGCGUCGCUGUGGUCAGCUCGACAGCGGCCGCCACACUUCGCCAAAAUAUCAUGACCGUGUUUGAUAAAGUACACAAAGAGGACCGCAUAUUUGACGCGAUUGAGAGCGAGGAUGCAGCAGCGCAGGCGCCGCUGCCUGCGUAUUCGGCGCAGCUUCCUGAUGGACCCGUGACACUGUUUCCUUCGUCGUCAGACGCGUACCUUGUCCUAAACGACUUGUGCGCAUUAGCUGAUGGGGAGCCCGCCUCUUUUCUGCCACUAACCACGCUGUCUAAACCUUUUGUGCUGGAGCUUCUAGAGAGCGUCCUGAUCAACCACGCAUCACUGUUUUUGCAGGCACGGCACCGUGAGCUGGUGUAUGUGCUUCGCAGUGCUGUGUGCCCCUUGCUACUCAAAGCACUCACUGAUCCGCCGCCCUUCUCUGAAUAUGUGCGAGUCAUUCGUCUUGUGCGUCUCCUGCUGCGUGAGUUCAGCGAAGAGGUCGUGCUAGAAAUUGAGAUGCUGUUGCGGGCCCUUCUCAAGACCAUGAACGACAGACAUAUAUACUGGCAAAACAUUCUUGCUUGGGAGACUAGACUGUGGCAAUGGUUCGAUGGCCGCCAGGAUGUGCCAGAGCCGCCCCGCGUAUUCGCGAGCCUCCUGACUUCUCUCGCGGAGGGCACCCACAAGGCGAGACAAAUGUUGAUGGUGGACGCAGCGCUGGCCGCUGCCUUUGAGCAGCGGCCGAGCGUAGCCGCGACCAACACACGGAAAGUCAGCAACUCUUUCUACGAUGCGGCUGUGGCCGGCGUGCGGAGCGCUGCCGAGGGCCUCUUGAGCCCCCGCUUAGAAAGUCUGACUACGGAGAGUGUGCCUUCGGUCUCUCUCCUGGACCAGCUUGACAAAACAGACGCACCCCCGAUGGCGAGUGCGGCAAUCCCGUCGACCUAUAUGCCAUGGCUCGUGCUUCAGUCGCUCGUGCACCUGGCCCAUGGUUUGGCGACGCUCGCAUCCACACAGAUCCCGCUGCUCGCUGCCAGUACCCGUACAGUCAAUGAAGGUUUGUCGUUCUUCCUCACGGUGAGCGGGGCCGACAAGUACUUUGAACAAGCUCUUCAAGCACUAACGAACCUGACGCAGGCUGCUGGCUCUGCCGCAUUCAAUAAAGAGCGUGAUUUGCUUCUCGGUACCCUAUGCGACUUGGCCGUGCCCAGCGCAGCAUACAGUGGACAGGCUCUGGGAGCACGAAAUUUGGCGGCCCAGGCAGCCCUCGUGCAACUGUGUAUGGCUUUGGCCGAACGACUGGGUGCGCGGUGGCGCCCUGUCCUGCAGUGUGUGUGCCAGGCACUGGCCUGCCUGAACCCGAAAGAGACAGCCAUGAAUCCGGCGGAGUUGCCAGAGAGACCAAGCUCGCUCCCUGUGCCUGAUGGCACAUUGCGCUACUUGUCACCCCCCGUGCUGGAGCACUUGCCAGAGCAGCUGAGGAGCGUGGUGGAGUAUGUUGCCUCCCUGGAUGAGGCGACGCGCACAGACUUUGCGCAGGUGUUUGCGCGCCUCCUCAGGGACCGUGUUUACGAUGCUUUGGAGUCGAGCGCAAUGCCCGCGGUAAUUCUUGCACAGUUUGAGCGCUUCAUCCGUGCUUGUGCACCAGCUGUAGCCGUGGACUUACCGAACGGUGUAUGGCCUGCCCUGAUGGAACUGCUGACCAUGGCGGAAGACGCAAAUUUGGUGGGAGGUCGUCGUAUCAUGUGUGCUCGCGUCCUGGACGAAUCCUUGCAGCAGAUUCUUCGUGUGAUCCCUCAGGACAGUGAGGCUAGCGUGCGGCAGCGGGAAGUCCUUGAGGCACUGGCGCUCCAGGGCACGAUGAAACGGCGCGUGCUUGCUACGGAUGUGUCGCUACGGCGCCUAGCUCUAGACACUUUGCAAUAUAUUCUUGAGACGCAUGCGCAUGCACUUGUGGAUGGUUGGGCUACUGUUUUUUCUACAUGUAAUGCCGCUGCCAAAGAUGCAAGCGCUAUUCAUGAGGCUGGUACACCUCCGGUGCCUAUUUUGCGCACGGCGUUUUCGUGUGUCCAACUAGUUUGUGGUUCGCACCUGUCCUCUUUAAGUGAUGAUGACUUGAGGACCUGCAUGGCCACGCUCUCAAGUUUCAGCCUGCAACGGGAAGAUGUCGCCAUGGCACUACGUGCCAAUGGCACCCUGUGGGACUUAACGGAAGACAUUGAACGACGCCAGCAGGCACAUCAGGCGAACCUGUGGCUAGCUCUUCUCCAGCACUGGCGGGAUGUCGCCCAAGGUCCGCAGCCGGAUGUGGCUGCGGGAGCAUUGGCCAAUCUCUUCCAGGUUCUGGUGCAGUACAGCGCGUCCCUGCAGCGUCAUGACUGGUACAGUGUCCUGGAUGAAGUGCUCAUGCCCCUUGUUGAGGGAGAUGCACCUUCACCGCUAGCUUUUGAAGGCACGGCGCGCAUUCUAGUGAUGGCCAAAGACCUGCGUUGCGCGGAGGCAUGGACUGGCAUGUGGAUGCGGUGGCUAGGUCGCAUACAGCAAGUAUUUGCGACAGGUCCGGACAAUGUGGCGCAUGCAGCUAUCCAGGCACUCUACGACAUUCUUGAGGCCCGGAUAGAACCAGCCGCCCUAUGGCGCCCAACUUGGACGUGCAUUCAGGACCUCUCCGGCCUGCGUCAUAACGCAUCACUGGCUGACUUGAGCACUAUCGUACAGCUGUUGCAAACGUGGCAUGCACAGCGAGAUCGUUCCUGGCAUGCCAAUGACAGUCAUUUAAUGACCAAGGCCUUGGCCGGGUGCAUGCAGCGGGGAAUGCAGUGUGAUAUUCGCGCGUCUACGUCGGAUCUGCGACGUCUCGCGUCACUGGUACAACAAGCGUUGGAACAACUGUUGGCUGAGGACAAGGCUCAUGAGCUUGUCCUUCAAUGUGCCCGACAAUGCUGCUCUGCUGCACUGGAUAUCAUGGAGAAGGAGCCGCUUCCCGCAUCACGAGUGCAUAAUUUGUGCAUGGAAUUGGCAGACCGCUGGCUGCAUCUAUGGCAAUCCACGUACCGGACCGAGGCAGAAAAACCCGUCUUGUAUGCAUCGGCUGUGCCUGAUAUGCUGGUACUUCUGCGUCAGCCGCUAUCGAAAUUCCCUAUACCUUAUGUCCCAAACGUGUGGCGCUCAUGCAUGAGUGUGCUUACCGACGUCAGCCAGGCGAGCAUGAAUGUGCAGCUUGCCCCUUCGCCGCUUCUCAAGUUCUGGGAGACUAUGUUUACUACCAUGGCGACGGCGCUUCAGGCUCCUGCACGGCAGCGCCCCACGGACGACGAAGAUAUGUGUAUCUGGUACCUUCUCCAGUCAAUCGAGCAGGUCCUAGGCCGUGCAAGUGCCCAAGCCACAUUACAACACAGCCUGACCAAGUUUGUUCGCGAGAUCCUUCCUGUGACGAGGCUGUAUUCAUCGCGUGGCUCACCUCACUGGCCCCCGCACUCCUCUUAUCGUGAGAGGACUGCGUACUGGGUGUGGACAAUGCUCUUCUGUCUUUGCUCUAAGGAGGAUGGCAUAUGGACGAGUGCCAUUCUUCCGGUCUUGUUGUCCCAGUGCGAGGACGUCCUGUAUGCGUACGCACAAGAUUUGCGUAUCCGCGGAGCCAUACCCAUGCCGCGUGUCCGCAUCGAAGAAGUUAACUUUCUGCUACAGUCCCUCCUAACUCUUCGGCUCCCUGCUAACAGCAGUGAGACUGCCGGUGCUGUGUCAGAUCCCUCCGUGGUGCACCUGUUUAAACUUGCACCAUUGAUUGACGACAUUGCUACAAUACCCUUUAGUACAUGUGCUUCGCCUCAAAAAGCAUGUAUCGGAACAUCUCUACCGCCUUUGCCGUGCGAAGGCAGGGCCGGCGUGUCCGUGCCACCCACCACGCCCCAAGCAUUAGCGCGCGAAGCACUCCAACUGCGCACGUCGUGUAUGACCACGUGA
Messenger RNA from Malassezia sympodialis ATCC 42132, 4398 nucleotides. RefSeq lists its product as uncharacterized. NCBI's taxonomy places the organism in Eukaryota, Fungi, Basidiomycota, Malasseziomycetes, Malasseziales, Malasseziaceae. The transcript is spliced from 2 exons. The record is from RefSeq and is a predicted model, not a curated record. Bases 1 to 4398 code for a protein of 1465 amino acids.